Trichoderma virens Gv29-8 is the source of this 804-nucleotide messenger RNA. RefSeq lists its product as uncharacterized. The coding region runs from base 1 to 804 and encodes 267 amino acids. Lineage: Eukaryota; Fungi; Ascomycota; Sordariomycetes; Hypocreales; Hypocreaceae. The transcript has a single exon. The record is from RefSeq and is a predicted model, not a curated record.
AUGCUGCACUUCAUCUCCGUCGUGCCCCCCGACUGGCGCUUCCGCUUCAUGGGCUCCCCCCUUUCCGUAGCCUCCAUCAACCGCUCCGUCGCAAUCCGCCACCAAGUCGCCGCCGGCAAGCUCGACCUCACGUUCAUCCCCGAAAACAUGAGCACCGGCGGGCAGGAGGAGAUUAGCCAGUUUCUCACCACGCUGUGGUUGUACGAGGUUGUGCUCCAGCCGGCGGAGUGGCUGCUCGUCUUCCAGACCGACUCCAUGCUCUGCGCAAACAGUAGGCUGAACCUCAACGACUUUCUGGAAUACGACUGGGUCGGCGCGCCGUGGAACCCCGACGGCCAGUGGGGUGGCAAUGGAGGAUUGUCGCUGAGGCGAGUGAGCCGCAUCAUCGACAUCCUGCGCAACCAGCGGCGUGCCAACGGCUCUGAGCCCGAAGAUGUGUGGCUCUCCGAACGCCUUGCUCACCAUCCCGGCGGAAGGGUGGCCAACGGGUCCGUCUCAAUGACCUUUUCGGGCGAGAUGCACGAUGGACGGUCUGAGCAGACUAUGAAUAGUUCUAGCAUGUCUCCGAGCAUGAAUCACAUUGACAAUGGUGAUUACGUUCCAGAGAUUGAUGACUGGAGGGCAGGAUUCUAUGAGCCAAUGGGCUACCAUAUCGGAGGGAGUGGUUCUUUUCUACAUAGUCCAGUUUGGGGAAUGCCAGAGCUGAGAGAGCAUGUGUGGAAAUACUGCCCAGAGAUCAAGAUGACGCUAGCCAUGGACGUAGCCGAGUACGUCCCUGGGAACUGCGGCGCGCGAUGGACAUAG